GCUGGCGCGCGCGCUGGCUUUCAACAUCUGUCAUUUUAGUGUGAUGAAGCCUAUAUCCUGCAGCAAUACAGUCCAGAAACCAGACUUCAUUUACACGUCAACAUGGCGGCCGCCAGUAACACCGUUCGCGACAAGCAGAUUGCUGCUCUGAAGCGCAUGCUGAACCUGAAUGCACCGGUAACCAAGACCAGCCUCAAUGAACCAACAUGGAAGAUACUGGUAUACGAUCGCUUCGGUCAGGACAUUAUCUCACCACUGCUGUCGGUGCGGGAAUUGAGGGACAUGGGCGUCACUUUGCACUUGCUUCUCCAUUCAGAUCGGGACCCCAUCCCAGAUGUUCCUGCUGUCUAUUUUGUCCUCCCCACCGAGGAAAACGUCCAGAGAAUAUGUCGGGAUUGUCAGAGCCAGUUGUACGAGUCCUUCUUUCUGAACUUCACCUCUGCCAUCUCCAGACAGCUACUAGAAGAACUCGCCGGCGCGGCACUCCAGUCAAACACAGUUUCACAGAUAUCAAAGGUUUUUGACCAGUAUCUGAAUUUCAUCUCCAUGGAGGAUUUUUUCUUCACAGUCAGACAUCAAAACAGAGAUUCAAUCUCGUACUAUAGUAUGAACAACGCUGACGUCAAAGACACAGAAAUGGACACCAUCAUGGACACCAUAACGGCUAGUCUUUUCUCGGUGUGCGUCACUCUUGGCACUGUGCCAAUCAUCCGAUGUCCCAAGGGAAACGCAGCUGAGAUGGUGGCAGAGAAACUUGACAAGAAACUAAGAGAGAACCUGCGAGAUUCUCGUAACAGUCUCUUUACGACGGAUUCCAUGCAAGCUGGACAGUUCAGCUUCCAGAGACCGUUACUAGUCAUUCUUGAUCGUAACAUGGACCUAGCUACUCCAUUUCAUCACACAUGGACCUACCAAGCUCUGGCACAUGAUGUACUGGAUCUUCAGUUAAACAGGGUGGUGAUUGAGGAGACGGUAGAUGUAGGUCACUCCACCACGGGGUCACGACCCAAGAAAAAGACCAAGUCCUAUGACCUCUCAUGCCACGACAAAUUCUGGUCCAGUCAAAAAGGAAAUCCUUUCCCUGAGGUAGCUGAGGCGGUUCAGAGUGAGUUAGAAACCUACCGAGCAUCCGAGGAUGAAGUCAAGAAACUCAAGGCGGCCAUGGGUCUUGAAGGUGAGGAUGAAGGUGCUAUCAGUAUGUUAUCGGACAACACGGCUAAACUCACAUCAGCUGUAAGUUCUCUUCCGGAGCUUCUUCAGAAGAAGAAGACCAUUGACAUGCAUACCAAUGUAGCCACAGCACUCCUUGAUCAAAUCAAGGUUCGCAAAUUGGAUGUCUAUUUUGAGCUGGAGGAGAAGCUAAUGAGCAAACAGUCCCUAGACAAAUCUCUGAUGGACGUAAUCACGGACCCGGACGCGGGAACGCCGGAUGAUAAAAUGAGGUUGUUUCUCAUCUUCUUCAUCUGCACACCAGUCAUGAGCGACGUUGAGCUGGAUCAGUACUCCGUUGCUUUGGAGUCUGCGGGAUGUAACUUGGCACCACUACAAUACGUCAAAAGAUGGAAACACUACACCAAGAUGACAGCACCCAGCCAGUAUGCAGGAGGAGGCACCAAGACCAUCAGCAUGUUCUCUAAACUCAUGAGCACCGGCUCUCAGUUUGUUAUGGAGGGCGUCAAGAACUUUGUGGUCAAGAAACAUAAUUUGCCAGCUACGCGGAUAGUCGACGCCUUGAUGGAGCUCAAAUCUAACCAGGAGACGGAUGACUACCGAUACUUUGACCCAAAACUGCUGAGAGUCACAGACAGCUCGGCUAUCCCGAGGAACAAAACCCCAUUCCAAGAUGCCAUUGUCUUUGUGGUAGGUGGAGGCAACUACAUUGAGUAUCAGAAUCUUAUGGACUAUGUCAAGAGUAAAUCCAGCACCGCAGGGCAUGGGAAGAAGAUAACGUAUGGUUGCAGCGAGUUAUUCAACGCCGAUCAAUUCUUAAAACAGUUAACACAACUUGGGGAGGAGAAUGUCUAACAGAGGAAUGUC
This is a messenger RNA of Patiria miniata (bat star), 2037 nucleotides long. RefSeq names its product sec1 family domain-containing protein 1-like. Gene Ontology annotation, molecular function: syntaxin binding. Gene Ontology annotation, biological process: intracellular protein transport; endoplasmic reticulum to Golgi vesicle-mediated transport. NCBI's taxonomy places the organism in Eukaryota, Metazoa, Echinodermata, Asteroidea, Valvatida, Asterinidae. The coding region runs from base 103 to 2025 and encodes 640 amino acids. The transcript is spliced from 20 exons. The record is from RefSeq and is a predicted model, not a curated record. Gene Ontology annotation, cellular component: Golgi membrane; cytosol.